Salvia miltiorrhiza (redroot sage) is the source of this 2478-nucleotide messenger RNA. RefSeq lists its product as uncharacterized. The transcript has 14 exons. Lineage: Eukaryota; Viridiplantae; Streptophyta; Magnoliopsida; Lamiales; Lamiaceae. Gene Ontology annotation, cellular component: membrane. The record is from RefSeq and is a predicted model, not a curated record. Bases 14 to 2152 code for a protein of 712 amino acids.
AUCAUAGUGGAGAAUGUGGGUGUUGUAUGUGUUAUCUCUGCCGCUGACGGUGGGGAUGGUGGGCUGGACCCUUUGGUACUUCGUCGGCCCCGAUGUCCCCUUUUAUGUCUGCGUCACCGUCGGCUACACCUGGUUCUGCUCCCUCUUUAUGAUCUUCCUUGUCCCCGCCGACAUCUGGGCUACAAUCAGCAACAAAGGAGGCAUCUCCUUCUUGUGGAGCUGGUCAUAUUGGAGUUCAUUUCUACUUACAUGGGUUGUGGCACCUGUAAUUCAGGGUUAUGAAGAUGCAGGGGACUUUACUCUCAGGGACAGAUUGAAGACCAGUGUCCAUGUAAAUCUAAUCUACUAUUUAUGCGUUGGUUCAAUUGCAUUGUUCGGACUUGUCCUGCUCAUCAUUAUGCACAAGGACUGGGGUGGCAAUAUUUUGGGCCUUGCUAUGGCUUGCGCAAAUACAUUUGGUCUAGUGACAGGAGCUUUCCUUUUGGGCUAUGGUUUGAGUGAAAUUCCGAAAGGUGUAUGGAGAAACGCAAAUUGGACAAAUCGUCAUAAAAUUCUGUCUCAUAAUGUGUAUAGAAUGGCGGUCAAACUUGAUGAUGCUCAUCAAGAAUUUUCAAAUGCAAUAGUAGUUGCCCAAGCGACAUCAAAGCAAAUGUCUAAGCAUGAUCCACUGAAACCAUACAUGAACAAAAUUGACAAAAUGUUGGUUAAGAUGCUUAAUGAAGAUCCUACUUUUAAACCACAAGGAGGGAAAUUAGGGGAAGAUGACAUGGAUUAUGACACUGAUAAAAAGAGCAUGGCGUCUCUUAGACGACAUCUGAGGAGAGCUAGAGAGAGGUAUUACCGUUAUAAAAGUGAGUAUACGAAUUUUGUUAGAGAGGCUUUAGAGCUAGAGGACACCAUGAAGAGUUAUGAGCAUUGUAGUUCUAAUGGAUGGAAAUACAUGUCAAGUUUUAGAUCUGAGCGUAAAGGCGAAUUCGGGUCGUUUCUUGAUAUCUCUGAACUGAUAUGGCGAUGCAUAUUGAAAAAACAACUUGAGAGACUUAUGUCUAUUAUAUUGGGUUGCAUGAGUUCUGCAAUUCUUAUUGCAGAGGCCACUAUUAUGUCGAAUGAUGUAGAUUUAUCUCUUUUCUCAAUUCUGAUAAACAAGGUUGGCAAGUAUGAGUUACUUGUGCAGGUUGUUGCUCUUAUUCCUCUAAUAUACAUGUGUAUCUGCACAUAUUUUUCUUUAAUCAAGAUAGGAAUGCUGACAUUUUAUGCCCUGACUCCAAGACAAACAAGUUCAGUUAGCUUGCUGAUGAUAUGCGCGAUGGUUGCUCGUUAUGCUCCUCCAAUUUCAUACAAUUUUCUCAACCUCAUCAGUCUUGAAAAUGGCGCCAAGACUACAUUUGAGAAGAAAAUGGGGAAUAUUGAUGAUGCAGUGCCAUUCUUUGGGAGAGGGUUCAAUAGAAUUUAUCCACUCAUUAUGGUUAUCUUCACCAUAUUGGUUGCAAUAAAUUUUUUUGAUCACGUUAUCAGAUACUUAAGAAAUUGGAAAAUAUUCAGUUAUCAACACGAAGCAUUUGAAGAUGUAGAUGGAUUUAAUCCACCGGGAUUAGUUAUUCUAAAGAAAGAACGAUCUUGGGUUGAACAAGGACAUAAACUAGGCGAACUUGUCGUUCCUUUGGCGAGAAGCUUCCACAAUGUCAACGUUGAUCUUGAGUCCGGAGGCAACAACAUGAUUCCACAAAUCAGAAAGCAAACAUCAAGAUUGAUCAAUGAGGAAGAGCAUGCUCAACAACUGAGAUCGGUGAUACAUAAAGAUGGUAGUCGCAGGGGCGAGGUGAGACCACAAGCUAGCAGAAAGGAUAGGGGAAGUGAUGAAGGCAGUGAUGCAAUGCACCAAGGGAAGAGAUCAUCUAGUGGAAUAACCUCGACAUGGGAAUCACUGAAGACAGGUUUCCACAAUUUCAAGUCCCGUGUUGAUGCUAACAAAUUUAUUCGACUAGGCCAAGCUCAUGAUACCGAUCACUUUCGUACUUCUUCUCCUGAGUCUCUCGAUGAGAUCUUCGAGAGAAUUAGUAGGCCCAGCGCGCGUCACACAAGCAUUGGCGACGACCACGAUCUUGAUGGUGAUGUUGUAAUGGCCAUCCACAGGCAAGGCCAUAGCAGGUAGAAGAUGAUUCAUGUAGCAUUCGACCUUAUGGAAAUGUAGUUUUUUCAUACUCCCUUCAUCCUUUAAACAUCUUCCUUUAUUUCCUCUUUUGUUUGUCCCCAAAACAUCUUCCUAAUCUAUUUUUGAAAAUAAUUCCACUAACUAUUACAUUCACAAUUUUCACAUAUCUACACACAUUGCCACUGAUCGACUCACCUCUUUUCAUUUUAAUUGGUCCACUAGUCACUAUCAUCACUUUUUCUAAUUUGAAGGACCCUUUCUUCACUCAUCAAAUACAAAACUAACUUUUAUUAAAACCCGCGCCGCCUCCCCUUAGGAAGAUGUUU